GGUGGCUUUGAAGCUUCCUCAUUCUCACCCUCAAGCCCCCUACUCACCUUUCUCUCUCUAUAUAAUCCCAUUCCACUCUUCUCUUACUCUUCAACAAACACACAUACCUAAAUACUCUCUCUCUCUCUCCCUCUCUCUCUCUCUCUCUCUAUAUCUCUCUAUAUCUCUCUAUCUCUCUCUCUAUAUCUCUCUAUAUCUCUCUAUCUCUCUCUCUCUCCCUCCAUAGAAUUAUGGUCUGUCAGAAAAAGCUGGUUGAUGAAGUCUCAGGGUGGCUGAGGAUUUUCGACGAUGGCUCUGUUGAUCGUACCUGGACUGGACCUCCUGAGGUUAAAAUCAUGGCAGAGUCUGUGCCUCCCCAUGAAGAUUUUCUGGACGGAGUCGCCACCCGUGACGUGGUUGCUGACCCUAACUCCGGCCUUAAAGUAAGGAUCUAUCUGCCGGAGAAGAAGGCUGAUUCCAGCUACGAUAAGAUGCCGGUUGUCAUCCACUUCCAUGGGGGAGGCUUCUGCAUCAGCCGAGCGGAUUGGUACAUGUAUUAUAGUACGUAUGCCAAGCUAGCAGCUUCCGCCGGAGUCAUCGUCGUCUCCGUGUACCUCCGCCUGGCCCCGGAGCACCGCCUCCCUGCCCCCUGCCACGAUGGCUAUGCCGCCCUCCUCUGGCUCCGCUCACUCGCCCGAGGCGACUCCCACGAGGAGUGGCUUAACUCCCACGCGGACUUCACAAGGGUGUUCCUCAUUGGGGACAGCUCCGGCGGGAACAUCGUCCACCAAGUCGCUGCCAUGGCGGGAGACGCCGACCUGAGCCCGCUGAAACUCGCCGGAGCAAUCCCCAUCCACCCAGGCUUCGUGAGAGUCGAGCGGAGCAAGUCGGAGCUGGAGCAUCCGGAGUCGCCGUUCCUGACUCUAGACAUGGUGGACAAGUUCUUGAGCUUUGCAUUACCAGUGGGGUGCAACAAGGAGCACCCAAUAACCUGCCCGAUGGGGGAGGCGGCGCCACCGCUACAGGGGCUGAGACUGCCGCCGGUGCUGCUGUGCUUGGCGGAGAAGGACCUGAUCUUGGACACAGAAAUGGAGUACUAUGAGGCCAUGCAGAAAAGCGGACAAGAGGUGGAACUGGUGGAGAGCAGUGGAAUGGGCCACAGCUUCUACCUCAACAGGAUUGCAGUGAAGGUGGAUCCCCACACUGCCCAACAAACCCAGAAGCUUUUCGCUGCCAUCUCAGAUUUUAUCCAUAAACACUAGAAUAAUUAUUAUUAUUAUUAUUAUUAAUUUUCUAAAAAAUUCCAAGUAUUGGGGAGAAUGUUAUUACUUGGAUGGGUACGUAGCAGUCCUGUAAAAUGAAUUUAUAUAUGUAUGAAAGUCUGUAUGUGAUGUU
Messenger RNA from Vitis riparia (riverbank grape), 1374 nucleotides. Its product is annotated as probable carboxylesterase 6. Bases 231 to 1241 code for a protein of 336 amino acids. The transcript has a single exon. The record is from RefSeq and is a predicted model, not a curated record. Gene Ontology annotation, molecular function: hydrolase activity. NCBI's taxonomy places the organism in Eukaryota, Viridiplantae, Streptophyta, Magnoliopsida, Vitales, Vitaceae.